UUGAUACAAGCAGAUUUGCCAGCCUCCUCAGUCAAGAGCAGCAUCACUCCUGAAACUCAAACAGGGCACUUUUAAAAGGAUGCCAAAGUGUAUGAAAAUAAAAUCUGUGUACUCAUAUUUGGACCAAUCUCCAAUCUCCUGUAAGAUUCAAAAGGACACAUUGAGAGGAGUGAGUGACUUUUCAAGAAAGCUAAACAGUCCAUGAUACUGAGCAUGAAGACUUCUGAUGGUUAAAUUCGGUUCAGUACUUUAAGUCACCUCAAGAGCUUGGAUUCUGACUUCUAGCAGUGAUAGUCUAUGUAAAAAUAUUGAUCUCUAAAUGCAUUGAUGAAUUGAUUAUAACUUCAAAAAUCAAGGAAAACAAAACAAAAAACAAACAAUCAAAAAUCCCAAAACAAAAACAAAAAUAAAAAACUACUAGCAAAAAAUAAUUUAACACUGAAAACUUAGAACAAGGCAAGGCUUCUUUUCUGUUUAUAGCCUAAGAAGUAAUGUGAUUGCCACUUAAAAAAAAAUGAUGAACAGCACGUGCGUGGAAGAACAGCAUGACCUAGAUCACUAUUUGUUCCCAGUGGUCUACAUAUUUGUGUUUAUAGUCAGCGUCCCAGCCAACGUUGGAUCUUUAUGUGUAUCCUUUCUGCAAGCAAAGAAGGAAAAUGAGCUAGGAAUUUACCUCUUCAGUUUGUCACUGUCAGAUCUGCUAUAUGCAUUGACUCUGCCCCUGUGGAUCAAUUACACUUGGAAUAAAGACAACUGGACCUUCUCUCCCGCCUUAUGCAAAGGGAGUGUUUUCUUCACAUAUAUGAACUUCUACAGCAGCACAGCCUUCCUCACCUGCAUUGCCUUGGACCGCUAUUUAGCAGUUGUCUACCCCCUGAAGUUUUCUUUUCUAAGAACAAGAAGAUUUGCACUUGUGACCAGCCUGUCUAUCUGGAUAUUGGAAUCCAUCUUUAAUUCUAUCCUUCUGUGGAAAGAUGAGACAAGCGUUGAAUACUGUGAUGAGGAGAAGUCAAACUUCACCCUGUGUUAUGACAAGUACCCUCUGGAGAACUGGCAGAUCAACCUCAACCUGUUUAGGACGUGCAUGGGCUAUGCAGUACCUUUGGUCACCAUCAUGAUCUGCAACCAUAAAGUGUACCAAGCUGUGCAGCACAACCAAGCCACAGAAAACAGCGAGAAGAGAAGGAUCAUAAAGUUGCUUGCGAGCAUCAUAUUGACGUUCGUCCUGUGCUUUACCCCCUUCCACGUGAUGGUGCUCAUCCGGUGCAUUUUAGAGCGCAAUAUGAACUUCAGUAAGUCUGGAAAGCAGACGUUUACGGUGUACAGAAUCACAGUGGCCCUGACCAGUCUCAACUGUGUAGCUGAUCCAAUUCUGUACUGCUUUGUGACUGAAACUGGGAGAGCUGAUAUGUGGAACAUAUUAAAAUUGUGUACCAGGAAACACAAUAGAUCACAAGGACCAAAAAGGGACAUGCUUUCUGUGUCCACAAGAGAUACCAUAGAAUUAGCGAUUAUAGAAUAAAAGAUGGAGGCAGGUUAAAUUGCAUGCUAUUAUAUAAUUAAAAACCAUAUUUUUGAAAGGAUAUCUGGCACAGGAGGACUAAAUGUUCUGAGUGAAUACUUUAUUCUACCCCAGGGGAAAUAAAUAUUCUAAAGGUGCAUUGUACAACUCUCACAUUGACUUUUAUUAAAUAAGAUGUGAAAAUGUA
Phodopus roborovskii (desert hamster) is the source of this 1709-nucleotide messenger RNA. It is a transcript of the gene Gpr65, whose product is annotated as G protein-coupled receptor 65. Gene Ontology annotation, cellular component: membrane. Bases 515 to 1522 code for a protein of 335 amino acids. The transcript has 2 exons. NCBI's taxonomy places the organism in Eukaryota, Metazoa, Chordata, Mammalia, Rodentia, Cricetidae. Gene Ontology annotation, biological process: G protein-coupled receptor signaling pathway. Gene Ontology annotation, molecular function: G protein-coupled receptor activity. The record is from RefSeq and is a predicted model, not a curated record.